AUGGACAGACGCAAAUCUCAACCAAUUGCACCGCCUACGAUACCGGAAGAUGAUGAAGGAGAGAGAAUAGUAACACCGGAGACAGGAGUGCCACAAGUGAUAGGACAAAUGCAGCUCGUACACUGGAUGACUGGGAUGGGUAGUGCACCGACGGUCAUGCAAUCUCAGAAUUGUAACAAUGAAGAGAAAUCAGAGGAGGAGGAAGCUAAUAAUGCAGCGAGGAAACUGAAUUUUUCAGUGAAUCGAAUGGAACCUAUACAAUCAGAACUGUCGCUAGCUGAGGUGGUAAAAGGAAACAGAUCUGUACAACAAGGAAUGAGAUUGGAAUAUUAUCCUCCAAUAAUGAAGGAAGGAGUGAAGAUUGUGAGAUUGAACCGAGCUGAAGUUGCAGAGCAAACUCAAAAAUGGAAGGAGACGGUUAUUGGGUACGUAUUGGGGGGAAACCCUAAUUUUAAAGAAAUGCUCAAGUUUGUGUAUGGGGUAUGGAACUUUGUUACUGUUCCUCAUGUGUACUUACAUGACGAUGGUUAUUUCAUCUUUCGAUUUAACUCUGAGGAAGAUAAGAACAGAAUUAUACAUCAAGGACCAUAUACUUAUCACAAUCGGCCUAUGAUUCUGAAGCAGUGGGAACCAAAAUUUCAGAUAAACAAAGAAUUGGCUAGGAAAAUACCUAUUUGGGUGGUUUUUCCAGGACUACAUAUAGAGUAUUGGACUCCGGAAAAUUUGGGAAGAAUAGCCAGCUACUUAGGGAGACCUAUAUGCUCUGAUCGACUUACAACUGAAGGGGAAAGAGUAUCCUAUGCACGUAUGCUGGUGUAG
Molecule: messenger RNA, 819 nt
Organism: Nicotiana attenuata
Lineage: Eukaryota; Viridiplantae; Streptophyta; Magnoliopsida; Solanales; Solanaceae
Exons: 1
Coding region: 1-819 (272 amino acids)
Source: RefSeq, a predicted model, not a curated record